GGCGUGGCGAGUGUUGGUGGAGCGGGGCGGCGCUGUGCGGCUCCGAGGCAUGGCUCACAACAAGAUCCCGCCGCGGUGGCUCAACUGUCCCCGGCGCGGCCAGCCGGUGGCAGGAAGAUUCUUACCUCUGAAGACAAUGUUAGGACCAAGAUAUGAUAGUCAAGUUGCUGAAGAAAAUCGGUUCUAUCCCAGUAUGCUCUCAAAUUAUCUAAAGAGUUUGAAGGUUAAAAUGGGCUUGCUGGUGGAUUUGACAAAUACUUCAAGGUUCUAUGACAGAAACGACAUAGAAAAAGAAGGAAUCAAAUAUAUAAAACUUCAGUGUAAAGGACAUGGUGAGUGCCCUACAACUGAGAAUACCGAGACAUUCAUUCGUCUGUGUGAGUGGUUUAAUGAAAGAAACCCACUUGAACUUAUAGGUGUUCAUUGUACCCAUGGCUUCAAUCGUACCAGUUUCCUCAUAUGUGCCUUUUUGGUGGAGAAAAUGGGUUGGAGUAUUGAAGCAGCAGUUGCCACUUUUGCUCAAGCAGAACCUGGGUCAAGUGCCUCCUUUGGCAAAAGGAGAAAAGAACAGUUAAAACUGGGUGCUAUUUUCUUAGAAGGUAUAACGGUUAAAGGUGUAACUCAAGUAACAACUCAACCGAAGUUAGGAGAAGUACAGCAGAAGUGUCGUCAAUUCUGUGGCUGGGAAGGGUCUGGAUUCCCUGGAGCACAGCCUGUUUCCAUGGACAAGCAAAAUAUUAAACUUUUAGAGCAGAAUCCAUAUAAAGUAAGCUGGAAAGCAGAUGGUACUCGGUAUAUGAUGUUGAUUGGUGGCACAAAUGAAGUUUUUAUGAUUGAUAGAGAUAAUUCAGUGUUCCGUGUUUCAAAUCUGGAAUUCCCAUUUCGUAAAGAUCUCCGUAUACAUUUAUCAAAUACUCUGUUGGAUGGGGAAAUGAUUAUUGAUAAAGUAAAUGGACAGGCUGUACCUAGAUAUUUGAUUUACGACAUAAUUAAAUUCAAUGCACAACCAGUUGGAGAUUGUGACUUUAAUGUUCGUCUUCGGUGUAUAGAACGAGAAAUAAUAAAUCCUCGACAUGAAAAAAUGAAGACUGGGCUCAUUGACAAAACACAGGAACCAUUUAGUGUCAGAAAUAAGCCAUUUUUUGACAUUUGUACUUCAAGAAAGCUACUUGAAGGAAAUUUUGCGAAAGAAGUUAGCCAUGAAAUGGAUGGACUUAUUUUUCAGCCUACUGGAAAAUACAAACCUGGUCGAUGUGAUGAUAUUUUAAAAUAGAAGCCUCCCAGUCUGAAUUCUGUGGAUUUUCCCCUAAAGAUAACAAGAAUGGGAGGAGAAGGGUUGCUUCCUCAGAAUGCUGGACUUCUUUAUGUUGGAGGUUAUGAAAGACCCUUUGCACAAGUCAAGGUGACAAAAGACCUAAAACAGUAUGACAACAAAAUUAUAGAAUGCAAAUUUGAGAACAACAGCUGGGUCUUCAUGAGACAGAGAACAGACAAAAGUUUUCCUAAUGCCUACAACACUGCCAUGGCUGUGUGCAGCAGCCUCGCAAACCCCGUCACCAAGGGGAUUCUGUUUGAGUUCAUUGACAGAUGUGCAGCUUCUCAGGGACAGAAACGAAAGCAUCAUCUGCAUCCUGACACGGAGCUCAUGCCUCCACCACCUCCCAAAAGACCGCGCCCUUCGACCGAGACCUAAGUCCCGCCUCUGACUUCAGAAUCCAGAGGAGAGAUGAAUGAGGAAAAAUGCUGUCGCCCCAUUUGCAGCCAGAGAAAUUCAACGAACAAUGUGGCUUGAUGUUGCUACACAUUUGAAUUUUUUUUUU
Molecule: messenger RNA, 1820 nt
Organism: Myotis daubentonii (Daubenton's bat)
Lineage: Eukaryota; Metazoa; Chordata; Mammalia; Chiroptera; Vespertilionidae
Product: mRNA-capping enzyme-like
Exons: 1
Source: RefSeq, a predicted model, not a curated record